Messenger RNA from Trichoderma asperellum CBS 433.97, 774 nucleotides. Lineage: Eukaryota; Fungi; Ascomycota; Sordariomycetes; Hypocreales; Hypocreaceae. The record is from RefSeq and is a predicted model, not a curated record.
CAGAAUAUUACCAAGUAGACAUCUUGUGAUAAUGACUUAUUAUAAGCCUCGGUUUGGGGAAAGUGUCAGGAUCACCGCACAGGGCGGACCAAACCCUGAAGUAUCUCAAAUCUGCAUCACCACAGUGAUUAUCAUAGAGGAUUCUAAGGACGGCUCAAUUGAACGGAGUGUGCAUACACAUACGCGUGAGAAAGGAGGGCGCGAGUAUGAGACGUAUGAGUCAGGAAAGCAGGACGGAUGUCUUAGUCCAUUACACAUUAGCGUAGUAAUGUACUGACGGGGCACGCAAAAGCAACGCGGGGAGAUUUAUGGAUCAUUUUAGACAUGAAAAGUACAUAAGAGGUUCACCCCCGGCACAAUAACAUCAAAGUCUGCAAAUGUUCUUCAUAUCGAUCACCAAUUCCUAUUAUGGACAAUGUAACAUCUUUCCUCAUAUUCAUCUCAAAGUCUCUCAAAGAUGAUUACGUAGUUCUACCAAAUUAUUAUGGGCUUAACACAUACUGGACUCGUAGUCCAGUUCCAGAAGGAUACAAUGUUAUGAAAGAGUACCAAAUCUUUAAGGAAUGGGGAGGAGUGGAUUGGAACUGGAAUGAGAAUGUAUAUUUUCGUUAUGAAGUAUCGAAACAGGUGAGGAUGGAAACAUUGUCAAAGGUUUUAGUUAUUGCAGAUCGGCUAGCAAAAGAUGGGGAUGAUCAGGCCAGAACGUAUCCUAUUGAUUACUAUAUACGACUAUAUGGCUAGGUAGAAACAAAUGAACCAUGAUUAUGAUCAGAC